This is a messenger RNA of Prorocentrum cordatum, 337 nucleotides long. The record is from the annotation of a GenBank genome assembly. NCBI's taxonomy places the organism in Eukaryota, Dinophyceae, Prorocentrales, Prorocentraceae.
GCUGACGAGGCGGGCGCUCACCUUGUGCCUCUCUCUGGCUGCAUCUCGGAGGCCGUGGAGGCCCGCGAGUGGCACAGGUGCCCGUCGCCCUGUGCCCGUUGCCCGGCCUGCCCUGCGGCAGGCGAGGCGGGGCCUUCGUGGUCGGUCCAGCUCGGCAUCGGGCUACUCGGGCUGAUCAUCGGCGAGGUGGGGAAGGUGGUGUUUGCGGCAGCCGCGCGGCUGCGGGUGGCGCUGCAGCGCGCCGUCGCCCCUUGCGGCAUCCGAGGCAUUCCGCUUGCGGCCGCAGCGACCGUCGUGGAGGUCGACUUGGCGGAGCUCGCGGCGCCGCAGGCGCGCG